Molecule: messenger RNA, 1818 nt
Organism: Cucumis melo (muskmelon)
Lineage: Eukaryota; Viridiplantae; Streptophyta; Magnoliopsida; Cucurbitales; Cucurbitaceae
Exons: 1
Coding region: 187-1587 (466 amino acids)
Source: RefSeq, a predicted model, not a curated record
UUCUCCAGAUAAAAAUUAUUAUAAUAAUUUAUUUUUCAUAAUCCUCUUUCUCCUUGUUCCAAUUUUUCUUUUUUUUUUUUUUUUUUGCCCUUUAUUCCUUUCUCCCCCAAACACCCCCGGAGAUCUCAAGCUGGACAGACCGUCUAGAAAUCGGCAGAAACAACCAAGCAAUCACUUCUUCACGCUAUGUUGCUACAAGUUCUUUCGAUAUACAAGAAUUUGCUUCUUCAUGUUGCUCUGUCUCUCUCCCUUUCUGUUUUUAUCAUCUUCUUCAAAAUCCCAUCUCUUUUCCUUCAUGGCAUAUUCACUUACAUCCACCCUGAUAACACCAACAGCGGCGUCCGAGCCGCAAUUAGACGACCUGAAGGUUCUAGCUCCGGUUCUGGACUAAAGGGGUACCGGAACUUGUCCUCAACUGGUGGCGCUGAGAUCAAGAAAAGAACAAAGUCGAAGGACAAGGUUGAGUUUGAUGAAAGCAAGGCGCAGAUCUUCAGGUUAAAGCUGGAUGAGAAUCAUCUGCAAACGCGGAUCUAUUUCAAAGAGUACAGAGAUGGUUUCACCUUUUCAUUUGUGGGUAUUUCUUGUUUACUGCUGCAAGUUUUCGUGGGUGCAUCAAAAAAAUCUGGGGUUUGGGGAAAUGGGAUUUUUGUUCCUCUUCUGUUUGUGAUCUUUGCUGGGUGUAAGCUAUUUGUAUCUCUCACAAAGGUUGCUUUUGAGAAAUCUGCUUCGAGAACGUUGGAUAGGCAAUUGAGUUUACUCUUUGGAGUUUUUGGGUUUCUUUUUGGACUUCUAACUUGUUCUGCUUUUAGUCCUCUUAUUUUGGAUUUUGAUCUUGGUGAAAUUGGUGGUCUGGGGGCAUGCUUUAUUGCUAUCUUAAUGGGGUUAUGUGCUGGGUUUUUGUUUAUACCUGCAACCAAAAUUGCUCGAUCAUUUUGGCUCGGAACUGAUCAAAUUAGAUGCAACUUGGAUAUGGUUUACUGUGGAUGGUUUUCUCGGAUGGUUUUGUAUUCAAGUCAGGCAGCCAUGGCUUUCACCACCUUGCUGUGGGUUAACCCAUUAGCUGAAAUUUUCAUUAAGAAGAACAUUGGCGAAGGUACAAUUGGACAUAUGUCUAGUGAUCGAAAUGCUGACAGAUUGGUCGGAAGCAUUGGAUUCUCAAAGGGAGAUUUUGCCAAACUUAGGCUUUGGUGUUUGACACUGUCUGCUUUCUUGCAAAUCGUUGCAGUAAGGCAGAACUUGCAAAUGUUUCUGAACGAAGCUCUGUUAUCUUGGUACCAAAGAUUGCAUGCUGGGAAAGUUCCCGACUUGGAUUUCAGUAGAGCAAAGGUUUUUCUACACAAUCACUACUUAUGUGUGUCUGCUCUGCAGUUUUUUGCUCCACCAGCCUUAGUUUUGCUUUUUGUUGGGUUAUCUCAAAUUGAUAUUUACUCUUUCAAAAACACCAAUUUGGUAAGUUUUCUUCUUCCCUGUUCUUCUUUUGUCAACCAAGUGGCUCUGUUAAUGGCUUGGUGGAUUGUUUCUGUAAUGACUCUUUACACAUCUGCCACCAUUGUGCUAUAUCGUCGCGGUAUCUUGUACGUUUCUUGACAGUGUGAAAUAUGUGUUCUUUUUUUUUUUCUUUUUUUUCUGUCGCUCUCUCGCUAUUUUCCCGGAAUUUUGUCCAUUGAGUUUAGACUGCUGUAAGAUUUUGAGCGAAAUGAGAACAGCAAUUUGGUUCUAGCCACGAAAAUAUCCGUAUUGUGCUCUUGAACUUCAUGAAUCUUAUUGUACAAACUAACGCCGAUCGACAGACCGAAUAUGAGAUGGUUUUUGUUGCUA